UGGUACAGGCGUGAAAUCGCGUGGGUUUUUAAGAUGGCGCCUGAGUAGAAAACUCUCUGGAAGCGGAUUCGAUUUUUUUCCCCCACCGGAGGCAGGUCAUCGGGCUGGGAUAGCUGGUUGGAGGACUCCGUUUGAAUGGGCUCUGUGGAAAACAUUGCCUUGGUGGCUCUCUGGGUGGUUUAGGACUUUAGGCCUUGGCGGCAGUCUAGGUUCAUCAAGUAGAGCAGUAAAAGAGAGAAAUAGUCAAAAUGGGAAGGAGAUCUACAUCUUCCACUAAGAGUGGGAAGUUCAUGAACCCCACAGAUCAAGCUCGAAAGGAGGCCCGGAAGAGAGAACUGAAGAAGAACAAAAAGCAGCGCAUGAUGGUGCGAGCGGCAGUACUAAAGAUGAAGGAUCCCAAACAAAUCAUUCGAGACAUGGAAAAACUUGAUGAAAUGGAAUUUAAUCCAGUACAACAGCCUCAAUUAAAUGAAAAAGUGCUUAAGGACAAGCGUAAGAAACUGCGUGAAACUUUUGAGCGUAUCCUGCGACUAUAUGAGAAGGAGAAUCCAGACAUUUAUAAGGAGUUGCGCAAGCUAGAGGUGGAAUAUGAGCAGAAAAGAUCUCAGCUCAGUCAGUACUUUGAUGCUGUAAAGAAUGCUCAGCAUGUUGAGGUGGAGAGCAUCCCCUUGCCUGACAUGCCUCAUGCUCCUUCCAACAUCCUUAUUCAAGACAUCCCUCUGCCUGGAGCCCAGCCUCCUUCCAUUCUCAAAAAGACAUCAGCUUAUGGGCCUCCUGUCAGGCCUGUUACUGUUCUUCCACCUCCUGGGCAUGGUGUACCCCGUCUGCCUCCUGGUCGGAAGCCCCCUGGACCUCCCCCAGGACCACCACCACCUCAGGUUUUGCAGAUGUAUGGACGUAAAGUAGGAUUCACUGUUGAAAUGCCUCCUCGGAGAAGAGAUGAAGACAUGUCUUAUAGUCCAGAGACAGGUCGAAGAGGCCACGAUGAAGAUGCUUCCAGUACAAGUGAAGAUGAGGGAUACCCUGACGAUAUGGAUCAGGACAAGCAUGAUGACACUACUGAUGACAGUGAUAGUGAAAGAAGUGAUGCUGACAGUGAUGGAGAUGAGUUCAUGCAUCACGAUGACAGUGCUGAAAGGGAAGGUGGUGAAGACAAGAAAUCUGGUCAUAGUGUACGUUUUGCUGACAUUCCUGGAAAAUCAAGAAAAAAGAAGAAGAACCUGAAGGAACUCACUCCACUUCAAGCAAUGAUGUUGCGGAUGGCCGGUCAGGAAAUUCCUGAGGGUGGCAAAGAGAUAGAAGAAUAUUCUGAAGAGGAUGAUGAUGACGAUGAAGAUGACUCUGAUGCAGAGGAUUCUCAGCAACAGCAGCAGCAAAUCACAGAAGAGUCACACUCAGAGAUAGGAUCCACAACGCCUUCUCAAACAAAUCCGCCCCAGCAGCAACCUCCACCUCAGCCUGUCCCUCCAACUCAGAUCCAAGCACCUCCGAUGCCUGGGCCGCCCCCUCUUGGACCACCUCCUGCACCACCUUUGAGACCACCAGGGCCUCCUACUGGCCUUCCUCCUGGGCCCCCUCCAGGUGCUCCUCCUUUCUUAAGACCACCCGGAUUGCCUGGACUGCGUGGACCUUUGCCACGCCUCUUACCUCCUGGUCCUCCACCUGGUCGGCCACCUGGCCCUCCUCCUGGCCCCCCUCCUGGUUUGCCUCCUGGCCCACCUCCAAGGGGGCCCCCACCUCGUCUGCCACCUCCAGCUCCUCCAGGUAUUCCACCUCCUCGUCCAGGCAUGUUACGCCCUCCUUUGGUUCCUCCACCUGGGUUAUUCCCACCUGCUCCAAUUCCAAAUCCAGGUGUAUUGAGUGCUCCCCCCAGCUUGAUUCAGCGCCCCAAGACGGAUGAUACCAGUGCAGCCACUAUUGAGAAGAAAGCCACAGCAACAAUUAGUGCAAAGCCACAGAUUACAAACCCCAAGGCUGAGAUCACCCGGUUUGUGCCUACAGCUCUUCGAGUUCGGCGAGAGAAUAAGGGAACAGCUGCCUCUGUCCUGAGAAAACCUGAUGAUGAGCCUUCUGUUCAGAUAACCAAAACUACUCCUAAACCUGGCUCAUCUGCCCCUGUUUCUGUGCAGACCAAGGAUGAUGUUUAUGAAGCUUUUAUGAAGGAGAUGGAGGGGCUUCUGUGACAAUCAGUUAAGAUUUCUAUCUUCUAUGAUGAGAUAUGGGAAUGGGGUUCCAUGUUAUAGUGGUAUCCAGUUGAACAACAUCUUUUGUGACAAUAAAGUAUCUUCCAUCUCAAUCUAUGAUCAUACUUGGGAGGAUAAAUCAUAAUAGAAAAUGGACGAAAAGGCACUGUCACAUUAUCAAUUCUUAAGAAAGACUUGGUUAUGUCUGUGCUGUAUGGGAAGUAUAUUGUCUUGAGUAUUUUUAGUGAUCAGAAGAAAUACAUAGUUUACCAGGGUAAAUUCUGGUUCUAAUCUCUUACAUAUAAACCUGAUCAUCAGGCUUUUGUGUUUGGGUGGCUUCUGUAAAUAUUUUGCAAUGCUAUUUUUUAGUUGGUGAAUUUUCUUGGUUUGUGCACUGUCAUAGAGGUGGGCACACAAGAUUGGUUCCAUAUGUGGCAUUGCAGACGGUUUGUAUCCUGCUUAUUCUGCAGUCACAUUAGUGGCUUCUUGCUGGCAGGACAAAUACCAUUGUCUUAUGAGAGAAUAAAUAUUUGAUGUAAUACAACCCUUUUUGUGAUCACGUGUCUGCAUUAACACUUCAUAUUUAGAAAGAGAAUGAGGACUUUCUGAUUAAAUUGUUCAUUUGGAAAUUAAGUAAUUAUAACAUUUAGUAAAACUUAAUCUCCAAUGAAUCCAGGAAAGAGAGAUUUGUUUUUCCAGUAUUCCCCAACUUUGUAACUUUUUGGUUAUGGUAGCUGGUGGGAUAUAGAGGUAACAUUCAAUGCAUUUGGUGCUCACAAGGUUAGGAAAGGACGUCAUUGAUUUCAUUUGAGAGAGAAGACACAGUCCAUAAAUUUAUCACCUCUCUCUCAUUCUUUUGUACUUUAGGCGGGCCUACAAACUCUUAAAAUCUUAGCAUUUGCAAGACAAAAUGGGAGGAGAAAGUGAUUUUGUCCAGAGGUCUAGGCUUAAAAAGCACACAUUAAGGGAAGGAGCACUGACUCAAUCUAGUGCUCACUAAUUUAUUAUUUUGGCAAUUUAUUUAUUAUUUCUGCUUCCAAGCUAGGAAAUCCUUUGUGGAUUCUGCUUUGUGUACCUAACAUUGUGAUUAGUUUUUCUAUCCACUGACAAUAAAUUUUUGAACUCUAAA
Messenger RNA from Ahaetulla prasina, 3312 nucleotides. It is a transcript of the gene WBP11, whose product is annotated as WW domain binding protein 11. Gene Ontology annotation, biological process: mRNA cis splicing, via spliceosome. The record is from RefSeq and is a predicted model, not a curated record. The transcript is spliced from 12 exons. Gene Ontology annotation, cellular component: spliceosomal complex. The coding region runs from base 249 to 2183 and encodes 644 amino acids. NCBI's taxonomy places the organism in Eukaryota, Metazoa, Chordata, Lepidosauria, Squamata, Colubridae.